AUGCUCUUCCUCUCCCUCCUCCCAGCCCUCCUCCUCCCCCUAGCUUACGCCCUUCCCCAGCCCACCACCGACAAACCCUCUCCAUCUGCUAGCAACGCACCCGCCGCCGUCGAGUUUGCACCGGAGGGUUUUGGCAAGAGGCAAGACUCGACCGCUGAAUCCGCGCCUGAAGGUUUUGGCAAGAGGCAAGACUCCACUGCCGAAUCCACGCCUGAAGGUUUUGGCAAGAGGCAAGACUCGCAGUACUCCAACAUCAAGUUUCUCUCCACUUUUCCUGACAACUUGUCGGCGAAGGAGACUAUCAGUUUGAAGUGGGAAGGAGGUGAUGGAUUAUACAAUUUGUAUGAGAGGGUUGGGUAUCCUGGGGAAGAGGCUAGUGUCAGCGCUGGCCAGAAGAUCUUGGUGAAUUCCACCCUCACCGAGUUGAACUACACGAUUGGAAACUAUCCUGUCAAUUCGUCCAUCGUCUUUGGCGUGAAGGAGCAUACCCAGAACUUGUCAAUCACCGUCGGACAGGAGCAGUCCAGGGUGAUCCCUAUCGUCUGA
Molecule: messenger RNA, 546 nt
Organism: Cryptococcus amylolentus CBS 6039
Lineage: Eukaryota; Fungi; Basidiomycota; Tremellomycetes; Tremellales; Cryptococcaceae
Exons: 3
Coding region: 1-546 (181 amino acids)
Source: RefSeq, a predicted model, not a curated record